Molecule: messenger RNA, 981 nt
Organism: Plasmopara halstedii
Lineage: Eukaryota; Oomycota; Peronosporomycetes; Peronosporales; Peronosporaceae
Product: zinc (zn2)-iron (fe2) permease family
Exons: 1
Coding region: 1-981 (326 amino acids)
Biological process (GO): zinc ion transmembrane transport
Cellular component (GO): plasma membrane
Molecular function (GO): zinc ion transmembrane transporter activity
Source: RefSeq, a predicted model, not a curated record
AUGGCCGAAGAAACGUGUUGUGGUUGUAAUACUCUCGAUGACAAUGAAUACGACAUGGAAAUGCAAGUCGGUUCCGUUUUUAUAAUGUUUGCCGUUGGAGCGAUAGGUACGAUGGUACCAAUCAUUUCGAAGAAGAUUCCGCAGUGUAAGUCUAACUCAAUUAUAAUGGAGGGUAUUAGCUCCUUUGCAUACGGUGUCGUCCUUGCUACGGGUCUCAUUCAUAUGAUUAUGGAGGGUACAGAAAAGCUUAGCGACGUGUGUCUUGGAUCAAUUGUCGAAGAGUACGAGAGUUUAGGUCUUGCCUUUGUGCUAAUUACUCUUGUGGUCAUGCAUUUUAUUGAAUGUGAAAGCACCGUUUUUUUUGGUGAUCAUGGCUCACCUCAUCAUGGACAUGGUCACGUUCAUAAUGAAGUGAUACAAGAUACUGUCGUUCCUUCUGAUAGUAUACUUGGAGAAUAUCCAUAUCAAAAAUCUCUGGACAUUUCCAACCGCUCAAAACUUCGUCGUAAAGUUGCAACGCUUAUCUUUGAAGCUGGAGUUAUUUUUCAUUCCGUCAUUAUUGGACUGAAUUUGGGAGUGACAGCAGCGUCUGAAUUCAAUACUCUUCUUGCAGCACUUUGCUUUCAUCAGUUCUUCGAGGGUAUUGCUAUCGGUACAUCUUCUCUCAGCUCCAUCGAUACAACACGCAAGUUGUUGAUGGUUAAUUUCGCUUUUGCUAUUACAACUCCAACGGGCCAAAUAAUUGGCAUUGCAAUUCGAAACUCAUAUUCAGCUUCUUCGUCGACUGCGCUUUGGGUACAGGGUAUACUGGGUUGUGUUGCUGGAGGUAUCUUGCUUUACACUGGUCUGGUGGAACUACUUACUUACAACAUGACCACAAACGGCCAAUUUUUGUCGCGCCCUCUGGCUGAACGGUACACACUAUACAUCUGCUUGUGGAUGGGUGCAGGUUUGAUGGCUUUGAUCGGAAAGUGGGCGUGA